AAGCCAAUUCAUCUGCAGAAGGUGUCACCUGUUACAUACCAAACCUCUAGGCAUAAAGCUUUAUCACAGAAACCAAGAAUGGAGGAAGAGACACCUACCCCUGUUUCUAGUGUCACAAAGGAAAAGUCGAGUAAAGUGUCAGAUCUCAUCAAUCGUUUUGAGGGAUGCAGCCCAUUAAAUCCUAGUGAUUUGAAGAAAGACUCCUCUGUUCUCCACAUUCCUAAAUCUCAAGGAAGAUAUGGGUCAACACCAUCACCUCAGCCAAAACUCCCCUCCCAGCACCCACUACAAAACCAGGGAAACAGUAAUACCAACAAAACUCAGGUUGCACAGCUACAUACAACCAACGGAGUAGCAGCACAAGACCAGAUGGAAGAUGAGGACAGGAGAUUACAUGAUCAUGGCUCCACUACGUCCACCCCGGUUCUGGAUAAUGCCAUCAACAGCAGCUUGAUAAAUGGGGAAAGUACAUCCAGAGAGUCAUUGCAAAGUGUGACUGCCUGUGAAGGGCAGAUGCUUAACAGCUGCUACAGGACUCCAAGCAGUGAUACACUGCUCCCAUCUGAAAAUGAAACUCUAGAAAUUAAUACUAAUGUGAAAGAAGAACCAACUGAGGAAAUCAGUAAGCAAGAUCAACCUGUAGAAGCAAAGGAGACGGAUGAACAGAAACGUCACAAAAUUGCCAGUGAACUUCUACAAACAGAAAAAGCCUACGUCAGCCGACUUGACCUCCUAGAUGGGGUAUUCUAUUCCAGACUCCUCGAGGAAGCCAACAGAGGUUCAUUUCCAGCUGAAGUGAUUAACAAAAUUUUUUCUAACAUUUCAUCGAUAAAUGCUUUCCACAGUAAAUUCUUACUUCCAGAACUUGAGAAAAGAAUGCAAGAAUGGACUACCACCCCCAGAAUUGGAGAUAUUCUGCAGAAGUUAGCUCCUUUCCUCAAGAUGUAUGGAGAGUAUGUGAAGAAUUUUGAUAAUGCAAUGGAAUUGGUGAAAACGUGGACUGAACGGUCACCUCAAUUCAAAUUCAUUAUUCAAGACAUUCAGAAGGAAAAAGUGUGUGGAAAUUUGACAUUGCAACAUCACAUGCUAGAACCAGUACAACGCAUUCCACGCUACGAGAUGCUUCUAAAGGACUACCUAAGGAAAUUGCCUCAGGAUUCUCUAGACUGGAAAGAUGCUGAAAAAUCCCUGGAAAUUAUAUCCACUGCAGCAAGUCACUCAAAUAGUGCAAUAAGAAAAAUGGAGAACCUAAAGAAAUUGUUAGAGAUAUAUGAGAUGCUAGGAGAAGAGGAAGACAUUGUGAACCCUUCAAAUGAACUGAUAAAAGAAGGACAGAUCCUUAAACUUGCUGCUCGCAAUACGUCUGCUCAAGAACGGUAUCUUUUCCUAUUUAACAAUAUGUUGCUCUACUGCGUCCCCAAAUUCAGCUUGGUAGGAUCAAAAUUCUCGGUUCGAACCAGAGUUGGCAUAGAUGGUAUGAAGAUUAUAGAAACUCAUAAUGAAGAAUAUCCACACACUUUUCAAGUCUCUGGAAAAGAGCGGACGCUGGAGUUGCAGGCCAGUUCUGAACAAGAUAAGGAAGAAUGGAUAAAGGCGCUUCAGAAUACUAUAGAAGCUUUUCAGCAGAGGAAUGAAACUUUCAGAAAUGCUAUUGCUAAAGAAUAUGAAGACACACCUGUCGAGGUUUCUAACGCUGAGCUUGGGAAGAGAGCACCAAGGUGGAUACGAGACAACGAAGUAACCAUGUGCAUGAAAUGCAAGGAGCCCUUUAAUGCACUGACAAGGAGAAGGCACCACUGCCGAGCAUGUGGACAC
Molecule: messenger RNA, 1815 nt
Organism: Phaethon lepturus (White-tailed tropicbird)
Lineage: Eukaryota; Metazoa; Chordata; Aves; Phaethontiformes; Phaethontidae
Gene: FGD4
Product: FYVE, RhoGEF and PH domain containing 4
Exons: 12
Biological process (GO): cytoskeleton organization; filopodium assembly
Cellular component (GO): cytoplasm
Molecular function (GO): guanyl-nucleotide exchange factor activity; metal ion binding
Source: RefSeq, a predicted model, not a curated record